CCCAUGCACAUGCCUCACAACAAGGAUCUUUAGUGGUUUUUUUUGCAGUCUUUCAGCAGAAUUUGAAAGGGAACCAUUUGGCUUAUAAGAGAGAAUGUUUUUCCUCUGGGCUUUCCACAACAGUGGAAGAAAUAAUUGAUUAGGUAAUCUUCUUAGAGAAGUAGAGAAAGGCCUGGAAGUGAGGAACUUAUGGAUCCUUUGGGAAUGCUUGCAAUCUGCUUUCAUUUUGCCAGCCCUACAAGCUCAUUUUAAAGCACUCAACGGAGGAGAAAAAGCCUCUCCUUCUAGCUUGGGCUUGCCAGUAAGACACUCUCCUUUCUGAAUAAAGGCUGCAGCCGGCUCUGAGAGCUUUCUUCUAGGUCUCCAGCAAGUGGCAUCAGACUUGCUACACAGGAGCCUUCACCAUGGAGCAGUUGAGUUCAGCCAACAGCCUGUUCGCCUUGGAGCUGUUCCACACCCUGAGUGAAAGCAGCCCCACAGGAAACAUCUUCUCUCCCUUCAGCAUUUCUUCUGCCUUGGCCAUGGUCUUUCUGGGGGCCAAAGGCAGCAGUGCACCCAGCUCUCUAAGACUUUUCAUUUCGACUCUGUUGAGGACAUUCAUUCACGCUUUCAAAGCCUGAAUGCUGAAAUGAGAAAGCAUGGAGCAUCUCAUACACUGAAAGUUGCUAACAGACUGUAUGGAGAGAAAACCUACAAUUUCCUUCCUGAGUUCUUGGCUUCAACUCAGAAAAUGUAUGGUGCUGAUUUGGCCCCAGUGGAUUUUCAGCAUGCCUCUGAGGAUGCAAGGAAGGAGAUAAACAAGUGGGUCAAAGGUCAAACCGAAGGGAAAAUUCCAGAACUGUUGGCUGGAGGUGUUGUGAAUAGCACAACCAAACUUGUGCUAGUGAACGCCAUCUACUUCAAGGGAAUAUGGCAGGAGAAAUUCUUGACACGGCAUACAACCGAUGCUCCAUUCCGACUGAACAAGAAAGACACAAAAAUGGUAAAGAUGAUGUAUCAAAAGGAAAAAUUUCCCUUUGGCUACAUUCCUGAUCUGAAGUGCAAGGUGCUUGAGAUGCCAUACCAGGGUGGAGAACUGAGCAUGGUCAUCCUGCUGCCCGAAGACAUUGAGGAUGAGUCCACGGGUCUUCAGAAGAUUGAGGAGCAAUUAACUUUGGAAAAACUUUAUGAGUGGACCAAACAUGAGAACUUGAAAGAGAUUGAUGUCCAUGUCAACUUGCCCAAGUUCAAGAUAGAAGAGAGCUACAUCCUCAACUCUAACCUUGGCCGGCUGGGAUUGCAGGAUCUCUUUAGCAGUAGCAAGGCUGAUCUGUCUGGCAUGUCAGAAUCUAGAGAUAUUUUCAUAUCAAAAAUUGUUCACAAGUCCUUUGUGGAAGUGAAUGAGGAGGGAACAGAGGCAGCUGCUGCCACAGCAGGUCUUGUUGAAUACUGCCUGGUGUCAAUAGAAGCAUUUAUAGUGGAUCAUCCAUUCCUUUUCUUUAUUCGGCACAAUCCCACAGCUAAUAUGCUCUUCUUUGGCAGGGUUUGUUCCCCAUAGAAGAAGGAGACUUUAGAGAUAGAAGGCAGAGCUUAGAGUUUCAUUCCCUGAGAUUUUAAUGGUGAUUAUUUAAUGGUGUUGGUCCUUGACAAUAAAGACCUCUAUACAAAAACCAAUCAUUCUUUCUUUUUUAAGUUCAAUCCUGUUUGCUUUUUAUAUCCAUUGGCAUAGGUGUGUAUAUAUUGUUCUUACACUUCAAAACAAUAUAAUUAUCACUGUCAACAACAUCAAGUCUAAAAGCAAAAGAGUUAAAUAAAUAUAUAGAUUUCUGAGUGUGAGGUAACCUGUUUAAUUGUCAUAUACUCCUGACAGGCAUGAAAGUGCAUGGCUUUUCCCAUUCAGUUGUUUUUCAGUUUACAAAUAGAGUAAAGCAAAAACCAAGAGACAAACUGACAAGUAAUAAAAUACUAAUAAAAGUAAUAGAUGCAAAAUAACAA
Messenger RNA from Rattus norvegicus (Norway rat), 1974 nucleotides. The record is from RefSeq and is a predicted model, not a curated record. Lineage: Eukaryota; Metazoa; Chordata; Mammalia; Rodentia; Muridae.